Mytilus californianus (California mussel) is the source of this 2937-nucleotide messenger RNA. RefSeq names its product sperm axonemal maintenance protein CFAP97D1-like. The transcript is spliced from 5 exons. The record is from RefSeq and is a predicted model, not a curated record. The coding region runs from base 95 to 724 and encodes 209 amino acids. Lineage: Eukaryota; Metazoa; Mollusca; Bivalvia; Mytilida; Mytilidae.
UUUUAGCUUGAUCACGUGGUUAGCACAUUGAACAAUAGUGACAGGGAAAUAGUGUCACUGUGAAACAGUAGUGUGGAUUGUAAACAGAAGCAAGAUGCAUCGGAGUUAUAACUCAAUUUUACCUACUCAUAAUAGGCUUCUUCAAAAGAAAUGGGAUGAUACCUACUACAAUGAACACAGACAAAAGGUUUAUACAGCAAAACCAAUGGUUGACACAAGAGCUCCACCAACAUAUAUGCAUCUUCAUUUGAAACUUAAAAAGCUUCAGUUAGAAGAGGAAAGACUAGCCACAAUAGAAAGAGAUAAUAGAAUUUUACUAGAAAAAAUGUCCUAUAUAAUGAGAACUAGAGGAAGAGUUGAUAAUAGAAAUAAUUAUGAAUAUAGAAGUUUAAAUAGAGAAAAACGUCAACGAGAACUCUUACGAUUGACGAGAGAGAACCAGUCAAUAUUAGGUAGAAUUACCCAAAGGAAACCAGAAUACAGUGCAGAUUCAUGGGCUAGACAAUGGGAAGAUGAUCAGAAAUUCAUGGAUAACAUUUCUCAUUUUCCUAAAAAUUGGUGGUUAAUGAAGGAGGAUACAAAUGUACAGAAAAAAGGUAAAAAGAAAGAAAAGUCAACAGUUGACACAAACGAAAAGGAAAAAGAAAAAGAAGAUUCCAGACCUGGUUCAGCAGGAUCAACAAAAGUAGUAGAUGAAAAUGAAGAACAAAAAACAAAAGCAUGAGAGAGUGUAUUGACAUGAAUGUAAAUUGACAUUAAUUGAAUGGAUGAAUGAAUGAUGGCAUGUUAUUUUUCAUAAAGUAUUCUAAGUUGUGUCAACUGAUACGGCACUGACUUCAGUUGAGCUGUCUUUAACCAUAUAUGGUUACAUUAAAUUUCAUGUUUUAAUGAUUUAAGAAUUUAUAAUAGUAAAAUGUUCAACUUACUCAUUACUUGUAUAAAUUAUUUAUGAUAUUCUGAAAUUUCUAAAAGCUGGUUUGUUACAUGUAAAUUGUGUGUGAAUAGAAAUAGAUCAUUAAUGGAUGAAAACAUCUGGAAAUGAAAUUUUCAUAAAUCAUAUAUUAAGCUCAUUAUAUGGAUUUGCAGGGAUAGACUACACUGUAAUAUUAAAAUAGCACCAGGGUAAAUAGAUGUAUAUAUUAGCAAAAGUGUAGAAAUACUUCAUCAUAUCUAAUGCUCUUAAAUAAUUGGAAUAAAUAGAGCGCUUAAUGUAAAAAAAGGAAAUAGAUAGUCUCCAAUUGUAUCAUGAUAAAUUUAUACAAGUGACUAACUGUUUUAAUCAAGUUUAUAUUAAAUAAACGUAGUUUAAAUAUUUUUUUUUAAUUGUUUUAAUUCUCUACAAAAGAUAUUUUCAACAAUCAUUGUCUCAAAAAUCUCUAUUACAAUAUCCAAAAUUUCAUGUUAGUGAUCAAUUUUGAUCUUUAUACCAAAGAUAAAAUCAAUGCUUUAUUGGAACAAUUUGAAAAGUGCCUAAGAAGCAGAUUUUCUGAUUUUGUUUUUGCUUUUUACCAAAGUAUUAAAAUGUGGUCUUGGUGUUUGGAAGGUAGAUUGCUAUUAAAAUGAAAAUGACCAAAGUAACUAACUUUUUUACCAUCUGUUUAAAGUUUGUAUUUGUAUUUAUCUGAACUUUAUGUUGUAUACUAAAUUAGUAUUAUUUUUGUGCUGUGAUAUUGUUGUCAUCUUUGCUCAUAUUUAUUGAUGCUUUAGUUUAUUAAUUUGUUAGUUUAUUGUAAAUCAAACUGCUUAAUUUUAAGCAAAAAAGGUAUUUCUAUUUGUCUUAUGUUAUUUUUACACUAUUUUAUUAUGAUAGAUAAUAUAUUAUAUAUCUUAAAUUAUAAGCAAGAUUUUAUACACAAGCUUAGGGCGUUAAUAUACUGUCUUUAUUUGUUCAUGCAUAGUAAAAAAAAAUGAAUUAACUCAAAAAGUUUAACAUGUACCAAAUAUCAAAAGUACAAAAUAAUUGUCAAAAACAGGAAAAUGUUUAAAGAUACAUUAAGUGAAAAUGACUUGAUAUAUUCAUGACUUUAUAGUACAUGCAGUUUCCUAUGGAAAAUGAUAGGUUGAACAAAGUUUUAAACAAAAAGUAUAUAAUAUUAUCACAGGUUUCAGAAUUUGUAGAAUUUGACAAUAGUUAUACUUUUUAAACACUUAUACAUAAAAAAAUAAAAUAAUAUUUAGACUCUGACAUUGUCUUUGGGAAAUAUGAAAAAAAUAUGAAAUUUUGACUUUUUUAUACCUUUUUUAUUCUAAAUAUAUUUGAUUGAAUAUUGUUAAUAUAUUAUAGUAUGUCAUUGACUCGCAAUUGUGAUAAACUAACCCUAGCCAUAAAAGAAAGAUUUUUUUGUGAGUACAUUUUUCUCUUCAAAUUAUCUUUGUGCAAAAAUAAAAAUAAAUUUAUAUUGUGGAAAUAAGUAUUAACUCAGUAAUUUUUUACAAAAUAUAAUGACAUAUUUAUAAUUAUACAUAUCAUUCUCCAGUUAUAACAGAUUAUUUGUGUCUAUCUUCAUUGUACGACAUGUCCGAUACUCAGUAAUAUGUAUCGUGAUAUUGUCAACUGUAUGAUGUUUUAAUACCUGUAACAACUCGAGGGUGUAGAAUACUGCCAAUACAGAUGAACAUAUUGUUUGAAACCAUUAAGCUUUGUUCACAACUCAUAUUUGGAAUUUUGAUUAUGAAGAAAUAGAACAUAAAAUAAGAAAUUUUUGUAAUCUUUCCUAUGUAUAUUAUUAUGAACUUUCGUCUUUCAGAAUAUUUAUUUUUCAUGUGUAAUCAUAUAUAUUGGGAAGUACUACAAAGACAUGGAAUGAAUAAAGUAUAAAAUUAAAAACAUUCAGCUGGUAUGCAAUGCUGUAGCCUAUGUUUAUCAAUCCAUAUCUGUGUUUUAUUCUUUCAUGUUUGUCUUUAUAAAUUUUAAUAAAAACACAUUUUCUACAUGUA